AACCCAUUAAAACAGCCAGUAAAUCCUGUGGAAAAUGGCCUUCAGUGAUCUUACAUCGAGGACUGUUCAUCUUUAUGAUAAUUGGAUCAAAGAUGCUGAUCCAAGAGUUGAAGAUUGGCUCCUCAUGUCCUCGCCUCUGCCACAAACCAUCCUCCUAGGAUUCUAUGUCUAUUUUGUCACUUCUCUGGGACCAAAGCUCAUGGAAAAUCGCAAGCCCUUUGAACUCAAGAAAGCGAUGAUAACGUACAAUUUUUUCAUAGUACUCUUUUCUGUGUAUAUGUGUUACGAGUUUGUGAUGUCUGGCUGGGGUAUAGGUUAUUCAUUUCGAUGUGAAAUUGUUGACUAUUCACGGUCACCCACAGCUUUGAGGAUGGCACGUACCUGCUGGCUUUAUUACUUCUCCAAAUUUAUUGAGCUAUUAGAUACGAUCUUUUUUGUUCUGCGCAAGAAAAAUAGCCAAGUGACUUUCCUUCAUGUAUUCCAUCAUACCAUCAUGCCGUGGACCUGGUGGUUUGGAGUCAAAUUUGCUGCAGGUGGUUUGGGAACAUUCCAUGCCCUUCUAAAUACAGCUGUACAUGUAGUCAUGUAUUCCUACUAUGGACUUUCUGCGUUGGGACCAGCCUACCAGAAGUAUUUGUGGUGGAAAAAAUAUUUGACAUCAUUACAGCUUGUCCAGUUUGUUAUUGUCACCAUCCACAUAAGCCAGUUCUUUUUCAUGGAGGAUUGCAAGUAUCAGUUUCCAGUCUUUGCGUGCAUCAUUAUGAGUUACAGUUUCAUGUUUCUGCUGCUCUUUCUCCAUUUUUGGUACCGCGCUUACACCAAAGGUCAGAGGUUGCCCAAAACUGUGAAAAAUGGAACUUGCAAAAACAAAGAUAACUGAAGCCCAACGUAAGUCUGUGAUCGAAACUGAUACAUUGUCUUCCUUGACAAUCAAGAGAUAUUUACCUAUGCAGUGCAUUUUGUAUAUUUUUCAAAACUAAGAGCUUGUAUUUUUAUGAUAAGUUAUUGGGAUGUCUGAUAUUUGAGAGCCCGAAGCUUCCAGAUAACAGUCUUCUGAUAAUUAGAGCCUACAGCCGCCAGAAGUUUUUUUUGUUUUUUGUUUUUUUUUUUAGCUGCUUUUAAACCUAAUCCAAAGGUUUUGUUUAAAACAUUUUGUUACAGUGAAAAAAAGAUAUGAAGCAAUACAGUACUCUUCAAGGAAGUCCAAUAAAGAUGAAAAAUAUCAUUAGGUAUUUUGAGCACAGACAGAGAUCCAUGUGAUACAAUACAUUCCUUCUGCUGGGUCUGGAAAGUCUGGAAACCAACUGUAGGCCCUGGCUUUGUCAUUUAUUGACUGUAUUCAGAAGAUACUAUAUUUGCUCUAGAGUUAACUCCCAUUUUAGCAAGAUAGCACAGGUGAAAAUUGAGUGAGUUUUUGAUAACUUGUCAUUUAAAAUCUUUAAUGAUAAUUUUCAAUGGAUCUUUUCAGUAGCCAUCACCAGUUUUGCUGUUAAGACUUCCUCACAACCCAUUUGUUGUACAAACUGUUUCAAAGUUGCAAUCCUUUGGGUUAGUACACUGAUGCACUUGACACCAAGUUUCAUUCAGUUGAUUAUUUUCAAAACAAGGUGAUUUGUUUUAAUGGGUUAAUGAAUACUUUGCUAUUACUGUUUUACAAUUAACUUUGUAUGUCUCUGGAAAGAGAUGAAUUUGUCAAUGUAAAAAGUAUUGUGUAGUUCAGUGGGAAAAACCUGUUGUCUGUUAUAGUAUCAUAUCACUUUCUUACAUUGUCAUGGUUUAAAUUAUUAUCUUGGUUAAAUAUGUAGGUUAGAUACUUACAUGUUCAUAUUAUUGGCACACUACAGGUACUACCCUUAAAUCAUAAAUAAUAUUACCUAUUGUACACAGUUUCCAGAUUUGGGUUAGAGUGGCUGUGAAGCAACUAGAGGCAAAUUGUGGCACAGAGAAUAUCCAGGGGAAAAUUGAAUAUGUAAGCAAACAGACUACAUAACGGUAAUAGAUUAUAUAAUUAAUGUUAUAGGUAUACUGAACAAUAAAGUAUUUUCUGGAAUUAUGAAUUAAUUAACAACCUGGAUUUCUGUUUCCAGACCUAUAAAACCAUGUAAUGAAGGACUGAAAUUCAUUUGGCACAGGCUUUGUUUCUUUAAAAUUGCUACUUUCUUUCUGUUAUUUUUACAUUUUCUUGUCAGAGAAUCAAAACUACUAGUCAGUAGAGUUUUGUCCAAGAAAUAAUAUUUGGACAUUUGUGAAUUUUUCCGUAUUUUUUUCUUCUUUUAUUUAUACUCAAUUUUGAAGCACUGUUUAUGUUUGUAGGACGUUAAACAAUUAGUACUUAAAGCCCCAGUUAAUUUUGAACACACAGAGAUACUUAUUGUGCAAUGCCUAAGUUUUACUCAAUACCAUGGCUUGUUAUGUUUACACUUACCAGAUUCAUAAGGUUAUUUGCCUUUAAGUGAUCUUUUGUGAUUUUACUUGAUUACAGCAUGAGAAGGUAAAGGUUGAUAAAUGGGAGUAAUUACAUAUAUAUAUAUAUAUAUAUAUAUAUAUAUAUAUAUAUAUAUAUAAUUUAUUAUUUUUUUUUCUGA
This is a messenger RNA of Nomascus leucogenys (northern white-cheeked gibbon), 2585 nucleotides long. RefSeq names its product ELOVL fatty acid elongase 7 (gene ELOVL7). Gene Ontology annotation, cellular component: endoplasmic reticulum; endoplasmic reticulum membrane. Gene Ontology annotation, biological process: fatty acid elongation, monounsaturated fatty acid; fatty acid elongation, saturated fatty acid; fatty acid elongation, polyunsaturated fatty acid. The record is from RefSeq and is a predicted model, not a curated record. NCBI's taxonomy places the organism in Eukaryota, Metazoa, Chordata, Mammalia, Primates, Hylobatidae. Gene Ontology annotation, molecular function: fatty acid elongase activity.